AUGCAAUCACCUUGUCUAAACGACUUCCCUGAAGCAUUCCUUCUUCAAGGGUGCUGCCCUGGCCCUCUCCUCGGCUAUCUUGAGCCCCUCAACAAGCCUCCUGACAACAAGAAAUCAUCCACCACCACAACAACGACCACCUUGGCCACCAGCCGUCGAAACUUCACUACUGCAACUAAUUCCUCCAUUUUCCCGGCCACCCACUUCACAAAUCCCGACUCUCUACCCUCUCUGCUCAAUGCAUUCGCAGAAUUCACCAAAGCAUACCCGCAGUACUCUGCAACGUACGAGGACAAGAUGUUGGACCAUCUUCAUCUUCUGCUUCUCUUUCGCCACAACUACAAAGUUCGAAUCUUCCCUACUUUACCGUGUGUUACAAGACCGCCCGGGAGUCUUAAGACGCAGCUCCUCCAUGGUGGUCAGGAAUCGGAGAUAGAAUCCGCCAUGAAGAAAAGGGUCAUAAGCUUCCUCAACAUAUCAGCAAAAGAUUACAGCAUGGUUUUCACUACAAAUAGGACUUCUGCUUUCAAGCUUCUUGCAGAGUCUUACCCUUUCAAGUCCUCUAACAAGCUUCUCAGUGUGUAUGACUACGAAAGCGAGGCAGUGGAAGCCAUGACUAAAAUCUCUGAAAGGAAAGGAGCCAAAAGCACGUCAUCAGAAUUCAACUGGCCUAGGCUUAGGAUUAACUCGGUCAAGCUGAAGAAGUUGAUUGUGAGGAGUAGAAAGAAGAAAAGGAAGAGAGGGCUUUUCGUCUUCCCGCUUCAUUCGAGGAUGACUGGAGCUAGAUAUCCAUAUUCAUGGAUGCGAACUGCGCAGGAGAAUGAGUGGCACAUACUAAUGGAUACUUGUGCAUUGGGACCAAAGGACAUGGAUAGCUUUGCCCUCACCCUCAUUCACCCAGAUUUCAUUGUCUCUUCCUUCUACAGAGUCUUUGGGGAGAACCCAUCUGGGUUCAGAUGUCUCUUCGUCAAGAAAUACACCAUUUCGUUUAUGGAAGAUUAUACAGGUGCUGGUAUGGUGAGCCUCUUGCCAGGGAAGAAGUUCCAUUUGCAGGAUGAAAUGUCUGGUGGAGAUGUUGAAGUUGAAUACAUGCCUAAGCUCGGUUUGGAAGAAAAGGCUGAGGUGGAUACAUCAAACUCUUUCUCAUAAGCAUCCGGUCCAGCAGUCGUUAUCGCCAUUGCCAGUUCCCAAUCGUCUCGGAUCGUUGCGCUUUUCGGGGAAGAGCUGGCCAUCCUCGCACUACCGGCGACAUCAAACUUCGGACAUAAUCCGUUAACGAAACCCCGAACAAGAGUCGUUUGCUCUUUGGCCUUGCUCUUGAUUACGAUUCCGGCUUCUCGAGCGAUGCUGGAUUCGCAUUACUAUGAUCAAACAUGUCCACAGGCCGAGGCCAUCAUCUUGCAGACGGUUCGCAAUGCCUCCAUCUAUGACCCCAAAGUCCCCGCUCGCCUCCUCAGGAUGUUCUUCCAUGAUUGUUUCAUAAGGGGUUUUGAUGCCUCUAUCCUGCUCGACACUACUCCUGGAAACCAAGCCGAAAAAGAUGGCCCUCCCAAUGUUUCAGUCCGGUCAUUCUACGUGAUCGACGAUGCGAAAGCUAAACUUGAAAUUGCUUGCCCCCAGACGGUUUCUUGUGCAGAUGUUAUAGCUAUAGCAGGCAGAGAUGUAGUAAGUAGUAACCAUGGUAAUAGUUAG
Linum tenue is the source of this 1692-nucleotide messenger RNA. The record is from the annotation of a GenBank genome assembly. Lineage: Eukaryota; Viridiplantae; Streptophyta; Magnoliopsida; Malpighiales; Linaceae.